Molecule: messenger RNA, 5769 nt
Organism: Myxocyprinus asiaticus (Chinese sucker)
Lineage: Eukaryota; Metazoa; Chordata; Actinopteri; Cypriniformes; Catostomidae
Gene: wscd2
Product: WSC domain containing 2
Exons: 10
Coding region: 1096-2814 (572 amino acids)
Molecular function (GO): sulfotransferase activity
Source: RefSeq, a predicted model, not a curated record
UGACGCGCGGCUGGCUGCUGUUGCUGUGAACCACAGGGAUGUCAGACACGCGCCGCGCACGCAAGGAGAGAACAGACAGACAGUCUCUUGCCAACAUAACAAAAACAGGACACCUCCUCUCCGAUCUGAUCCACUGCCUGUGAGGAAAAGGAGGCGAAUUGCGGGUACUAUGUGCCCGCGUUGUGGGUGCGUGCGUGCGGCUCUUAGUGCGCGACGAUGGAAAGGCAGCGCGUGCAGAUUCUGCGGCAACUGUGAACGCGGAAUAACGGGAUUGGGAAACUCAGCGAGACAUGGAAAAGCACGCUGAUUAUUGAGCAAAUAAUCAACUAGACAAUCAUUUGCAGACGUAUCCAAUCUUUGAUCGAAAUAUCACAGUGGAUAGGAAGGCAAGCUUAAAACAUUUUAAUGCGAAUCCAGACUCGUUGGGUUCGGUGCAAGUGAUUCUGCAGACUCUGUCGGUGGUCAGUUUCAGAUCUGCCGGAAAGACACCAGGAACUGAGCUAUAUCUGCACUGAAUGAACUCUGUGUGCUGGCGGUGUACAAUGUUGUCACAAUAACAUCAGCCUGACUCCGCUCUGACUGUGGCAGGUGGAAGACCGGAGGGUCAGGCUGGGAGUAGGGGCUGAGUCAGGAGUGAAUCAGCACGAGUUUGAUUGACAGACAGCUCAGUGGGAAACAAGGCCUCGAGAGAGAGAGAGCACGAGUCCGAUAACAGGAGUGAAAGCAUCGCCACGGCAAUAUCAUCUUUCAGUCCUUACUGCCACUCGUCUUUCACAACAUGGCCUCUACAGUGGCACUAUUUUCCUCUAAUUCUGCCUCUUUGGGGAUGUAGCAAGACCCUGGAUAUUGGACACAUGGACGCAUUCCUGUAGAACGCUUCAGAAAGUGUCUUCAGACUUCAAGACAUCGAUUUUAAGGUGUUCACUAUCAACUUUAAAGCAAACUGUACAACUACUGUUUCCAGGAUAGGAAAUCCUUUUGAGAGUUUCAAAGAGGCUGACAAGGUUCAAGGAACAUUUUGGGAAGUUGUUGAAUCUUAUUUUAUAUGUUUCUGUGUAACAUCGAAGGCCAGUGCUUGUGGCUCAAGAGCCCAUCAUGGCCAGACCUCUGUUAAGGAUCCAUCGCUAUUUCCGGCGUAAACCGGUUCGCUUUUUCUCCUUCAUCCUCCUCUACCUCACCGCUGGCAGCCUUGUUUUCCUCCACUCUGGCUUGUCCAGCGAUAGCUCCACCACUGCCAGUUCUGGGAGUGGCCGUGGCCCACUUAUAUCUGAAGGUGGGGGCGGCACAGGUGGUGGGAGCUCUACCUCUGAAGGUUUGGGACUCUUAGGAAGAAUGUUUAAAGAGACACGGAGAGCCCCCCAGAGAUUUGGACCACCGUGGAUGAAGGAAAAUGGGGCACAGGAUGCACCAGAGUGGGCAGGCAGAGGAGGAGAUCAUACCAACAGCUGGAGCCAUGGAGCCAAAGGAAGAACCACCAAAGAGAUAGAUGAUGGGAGAGCAAAGUACGUCGGCUGCUAUGUUGAUGACACACAGAAGCGGGCUCUUAGAGGAGUGUCCUUCUUUGACUACAAAAAAAUGACUGUCUUCCGUUGCCAGGACAACUGUGCCGAAAGGGGUUAUCUCUAUGCUGGUCUGGAGUUCGGAGCAGAGUGCUAUUGUGGCCACAAGAUCCAGGCACCCAAUGUGUCAGAGAGUGACUGCAAUAUGGAGUGUAAAGGGGAGAAGAGGAACCUCUGUGGAGGACCUAAUCGACUCUCCAUAUACAGACUAGAGCUGAGUCAGGAGUCUGCUCGCCGAUAUGGGAGUGCCAUCUUUAAGGGAUGUUUCAAGAGGCCGGAGAAUGUGACCCUGGCACUUCCAGUUUGUGCCGUCAUUCAAAACAUGUCAGUGGACAAGUGUGUAGACAUGUGCACAGAGAAAGAAUAUUCUCUGGCAGCGUUGGCUGGGGAAAAAUGUCACUGUGGAUUUCCCACUCCUCUGUUUACCCUACACGAGCACGAGGACGAGGAAAUGUGUCUGCAGCGAUGCGCAGGAGAAGACUUUGAGAGCUGUGGGAAUAGUGACUUCUUUGUAGUGUACCAGACACAAGUGCAGGAUAAUCGCUGCAUGGACCGGCGCUUUUUACCCACUCGCACCAAGAAGCUAAUGGCACUGGCUAGUUUCCCAGGUGCUGGGAAUACCUGGGCCCGUCACCUUAUUGAACUGGCCACUGGCUACUACACUGGGAGCUACUACUUUGAUGGCUCACUGUACAGCAAAGGUUUUAAAGGGGAGAGAGAUCACUGGCGCAGUGGUAGAACUAUAUGUAUCAAGACUCAUGAGAGUGGCAGGAAAGAGAUUGAGGCCUUUGACGGCAGCAUCCUCAUGAUGCGGAACCCUUACAAAGCCCUCAUGGCUGAAUUUAACCGAAAGUACGGCGGCCAUAUUGGAUUCGCCUCCCAAGCUCACUGGAGGGGGAAAGAGUGGCCAGAGUUUGUGAAGAACUACGCUCCAUGGUGGGCAUCCCACACACUAGACUGGCUAAAACAUGGGAAGAAAAUUCACGUGGUGCACUUUGAGGAGUUAAAGCGGGACCUUUUCACUCAGUUAAAGGGCAUGGUUAUCUUUUUGGGCCUGGAGGUCUCAGAGGAACGUCUACUGUGUGUGGAAGGACAAAAAGAUGGGAACUUCAAACGUUCUGGGCUGAGAAAGCUGGAAUAUGACCCUUACACGCCUGAAAUGCGUGCCACCAUUGAUGGGCUCAUUAAGACUGUAGACGCAGCACUCAAAAAGAGAAAACUGUCUGGUGUACCUGAGGAGUACAGGCCGAGAUGAUACUCAUCUUUUACACUUCACAGCAGACACACACACUUUCAGCUUUGAGUAUUUUUUUUUUAUAUUAUCUUUUUUCCCCUUUUUAGAAUUUUAAACUGUAUGUUUAUUGUUGUUCCCCAUGUUUGUGUACAGUUUUAAAGAAAUAGCACACAGAAAAUGAAAAGUCAUUAUUUACUCACGCUCAUGGCACACAAUGUUGUCAUAUGUCUUCAGAAGACUUGGAAUAUAGUGCACGAGCUAGAAAGCUCCAGUACACAUCCAUUGUAAUUUCAUAGAAAAGAGCCACCAGUACAUUAUUCAGAACUGCUUCUUUUGUGUUUCACAGAAGAAAGAAAGUCAUACAGGUUUGGUGCAAGAUGAGGGUGAGGACUGUAAAUGAUGACAGAAUUUUCAUUUAUGGGUGAAAUAAUCAUUUUUUCAUAAUUUCAAUUUUUAUUUUUUUUUAUAAUUAGAAUUUCUUUUAUAAUUUUAUGUAUUCCACAAAAGAACACUGAAAUAUAACUGGUGUCGUCACCUCCAAACAAAGAAAGACAAUCAUCAAUGAUCUUAAGAUCAUUACAAGAAAUGGGCUGAUACAACAAUUCGGCUUUUGUUCAUUUGGCAUUAAAUUAAAUAACCAUCGGGCCGUCUUCCUUAAAGGGAUAGAUCACCCAAAAAUGAAAAAUUCUGUCAUCGUUUAUUCAACCUUGUGUUGUUCCUAACCUGUAUGUUUUACUUUCUUCCAUGGAACACAAAAGCUGGAAUGUUAAGGACUGACAACCUCAGUCACCUUUCACUUUCAUUGCAUCUUUUUUCCACACAAUGAGAGUAAAUGGUGACUAAGGAUGUUAUUCCAACAUUAUCGCACAGGGUCUGGAACAACAUUAAGAUUAGGAAAUGAUGACAACAUUUUCGGGGGAACUAUCCCUUUAACUCAGUAUCACAAAUUAAGUUUUUCAUCCCAGGCAAUGAUUAUUUAUGCUGUCUAUGAAGGCUUAUAUUCUAUAAUAUUAGUUAGACAUUACAGUAGAUGGACACAAGUGUUUCCCCUGCACACAUCACACCGGCCUUUUCAGCCACCUCUAAAGACAAUGAUCCCUUAAACACUUUAGUCACAUUUGGAUUAUAUUGUGAUUUCUUCUGUUUUAAACCUGUACCCCAGUUUCCUGUCCCCACAAAGAUUUGGACAUUGCCUUCAGAUGUUAUGGUGCUUCUUGUAAUUGAUUAAAGAAAUAGCUAAGAACAACAAAAACCUAUGCCACUAGUAUUAGAUAAAUGCAUGGACAACUCAUAAACAUGACAUAUUGUCUGGUACAAGCCUUCAGUGAUUUGCAGCCAAGUUACAAAUAUAAAAUCCUUAUUGCUCUUCUGUUUCUGCUGGAUCUGUUUAGAACACUUCAUUGAAAUUAUUUACUUUUUUAUUUUUAAGUGAGGUUUUGUGAGGUUGAGAGAAUUGUUGCGGUCAAGUAGGACUCGUAUAUCCUCAGGUGCAUAGAGCAAAAAAAAAAAAUGUAUAUCCAAAAUCCACAGCAGAAGCUGUCCGCACACUGAAUGAAAAAUAAAAAUAAAAUAUUGAAAAGUGAAAAAGUGCAAUGUGCAGUGAGUUAAAAACAGACCAGUAAGCAGAUGUUUCAGCCCAUAGCUUUUUCCAGUGCUCAGAAAAUGUAUUUUUAAUAGACCUUCUUGGUCUGUUCUUCAUUCAGUGUGGACAGCAUCUGUUGUGGAUUUCAGAGAGGUUUUAGGACAUUUUGCAGUGGGAAAUAAUAAUAAAGUAACCCAUGUUUAUAAAGAGAAUGGGGGCUUCUUGUAAAUUGCUUGAAAUAGCACAAUGACUGACCCUUUUAGAGUUCCACCCCUUUCUCCAUCACAUGUACAGUUAUCUAUUAAGCAAAAACCAACCGAGUCUCAUGAAAAUCCAUACAUGUUUUACGAGUUGGCUAUUUCAUAUGAUUUCAUACGAGUUUGUUCGUAUAAAUUUGUACGAUUCCAUCACGUGCAAAUGCCCAGAUGUCUAAUGCAGAAGUAGGCGCGAGUUUCGAGGACAAGGCAUUAAGGACAUGCUUAUUAAUAUUAUGUCCUAACCCAAAACCCCUUAUCUAGACCUAUCCGAUCAAUAGAGUGUGUAAACAUGAUAGGAACCUGUUGUGUGUGACAGAAGCAAGUGUCGCGUAUUAGAUGGAAACGAUGUCCAGCGACGUCAUUGGCUGUAGUGAAAGUCGUACAAAUUCAUACGAGUGCAGUCGUACGAUAUCAUACAAUUUAGCCAAAUUUAGAAAAGUCAUAUGAAUCCUUACGAUUUCGCCAUGAGAAUGUGUAGGCAAAAACCCCUUCUCUACCAAUUUGUAUCCCAAUUUAGAUAAUGACAGCAGUUACAGAGCUGCACUGAAAUAAUGUGUACUUUCCAUUUCCCUUGACCUCAUAUAAUUCCUCCCAAAAUAUCAAUAUAUACUGUGAAUCAUGGUGUGGAUGCUAUUGUAAACUUGUUCUCUAGAAAUUGUUCACAAUUGUUCUUUUUGUUUUUAGAGUUUUAAUUGUGAAGAAUUUUUAUUUAUUCAAAACUGCAAGUCAACACUAGAAUCUAUAAAUUAGAAAAUAAUCAAGAAAUUAGGGGUGAAAGCAAGUAUGAAUUAACAUGUGUAAGAGACUCUCAGAGAUUCUAAACAUCAAUCAGUAACUUCCUGCUUGUCAGCUCGAGACCUAACAAAUAACAUUUAAUACAUGUAAAUACACAUAUAUUUUUGCAAUGCUCAAAACGAGAACUACGUGACUUUAAAAGAUAGAAGAGUAUCACCUCUAUUUUUGAAAAGGCUUUCAAAUUUGAUCAUCACAUUCUUUCUGUUUCAAAAAGGAAUAAAACUGAAGUGUCUUUCUGAAUGUAUUUUGUAUGGAAUAAAUGUAAGAAAUUUAUAUCAAAUAAAACAAUUAGAAAGUAAUUGUCAACAGUGCAAAGGAAAUAAAAUGGUUGGAACAAUUUUA